AUGCAAGAUGAUGAUGAAUUUAAAAAAUUACAAAAACAUGAUUUCUUGUCACCAUUCAUCUUAAAUGUUAAUAGCGUAAAGUUUGGUACUAAGGAAUUGGACCUUAAUAACAUUCAACAUGACUUACAUAAUAACAAACCAAUAGAGAAAAGUAUAAAUGCUUUUUCUGAUACUGCAGACUUAACUGAUUUUUAUUCAAAGCUAAUUAGGCAUUGUAAGAUUGGAAUUAAGGAAGGUGAAGUGACAAAUGUUGAGAUUUUAAGUUAUAUUCUCUUACUUACAGAAGGAGAAGAUUUGGCAAAUUCUAUCCAAGGAAAAAGUGGUUAUAAAACAGAUGUAGGUUUAAGUGGACUGGUUAUUGAUAUUCCUUUGAACAAAUCUAAAUUUUAUUGUGAUGUAAAAUUUGAAAAUGAACUAUGGAGUUAUAAUCCUCAAUUAGACUUAUUAGUAAUGAGGAAGCAAGAUGAUGAAUACAUUUAUCCAUGUAUUUUAGGUGAAACAAAGUCAAAUGAAAGUGACAGAUAUAUGAGUAAAAUCAGCUUAAAAACCAGUAAAUUGGUUUCAGAAGACUCAGAAGACUUACAUCCUAUAAUAUCAAUUUAUGUUGAUCAUAGUCUUUUUGAAGUGUACAUAACAUACUAUAAUGAUAUCUUGAAAGAUAACAUGUAUUUCAGAUGCAUAUGGACAAGAAAUUUAAAAGAGGAUAGUGAAUAUGGAUUCCAGCUAGCUCAUAUAUUAUAUAAUUAUGGUAAUAAUUUCUCUGGAAUGAUUCAAAUGAAUGAGAAUGAUAAUUUAUCAAAUGUGCAAGGUGGACUAAUGACAGGAUUAGAAUACCAAGAAGAGAUGCACAAACAAAUAGUAAGAGAAGAGCAUAUAAAUGCAUUAGAAAAACAUGGAUACUCAAUGUUUUUAUGGGAAUUGAUGAAGUAUAGAAAUAAUAUUGUUCCUAGUUGUUGUGAAAAGGAUAACAAGUGUAUAAUAGCAAAAUGUACUAAUAAAAAUAGUUGUGAAUUACAUUUACUGAAAUAUCUUAAUUCUCAUUUAAGAAAACAUAAAGACAAUCAUACCAUCAAACUUUUAGAUAUAUUGGAAUUUAAAGAUGACGGUGUUGCAUUUUUGCAUCAAGUUGGCAUUGCACAUUGUGAUCUGAAUCCACGAAAUAUUACAUGUGAUGAAGAAGAACAUUUGAUAUCAAGGUAUAUUGCAUCAGAAGUUAGUGAUCAUGUAUAUUAUGAUCCUUUUCUUGCUGAUGUUUGGUCCGUUGGAAAAGUUAUGCAUAUAAUGGGACAGUAUUUGAAAUUGCCAAUAAGGUUUAAAAAUUUUGUAGAAUCUCUGUUGGUACCUGAUUUUAAAAGACCAACAUCAAUUGAAGCAUUUGAAAAUUUUACAUCAUUAUUAUGA
Molecule: messenger RNA, 1401 nt
Organism: Entrophospora sp. SA101
Lineage: Eukaryota; Fungi; Glomeromycota; Glomeromycetes; Entrophosporales; Entrophosporaceae
Source: the annotation of a GenBank genome assembly